This is a messenger RNA of Protopolystoma xenopodis, 249 nucleotides long. The record is from the annotation of a GenBank genome assembly. NCBI's taxonomy places the organism in Eukaryota, Metazoa, Platyhelminthes, Monogenea, Polystomatidea, Polystomatidae.
AUGUACUUUGCCUUCGACCUCACAGGUCUAGUCAAGACACUUAAAGAUAAUCGAACUCGACUGCUCCGAAGCAAGCAUCGUCAGCUGAGCACGAGGCUCGCGGAGACUAUGGAAGAGGAAGAGGCAUUGGAAGCACGACUGGAAGAGUCGAGGGAGGAACUUGAGUGCUGCAAAGACGCUCUUGAGUUGUUGAAAGCGGAAAAGAUCAGUUCUGCCGAGAACGAGGAGAAACUUCAACAUCUGAUUUAA